CGUAAGGCUGCUUAAGAGGCAAUGUUUCUCUGUGGCGCGCAAACGGAUUUCUGGGAUACUACAAAACUUGGAUUUCCAUGCUGAAAAGCCUACAUUGAGUUUCCGAUCAUUUGGACGCAGUGCGAUCCUUUAUUGAUGGGAAGUUUUUAGGUUUCCUUUUAGUAUUAUAGGUAUGUGUUUGGUAAUAUCACACACAGGCACUUGUAAAACUGCACGUUUGUGCUAUUUGUGUUUAUGCUAUUCGUGCCCUGGAUAAAGGUGACCGAACUUCGGUUACAAAUGGUCAUCACCCCUAGGGAUAACAGCUAUGGGGAAUCAGUGUGGCAACUGUCACCCCGACAUCUCUCACAUUGGCGAAUCGAAACACGUCGCUAGAUAGUCAGACACUUCUCAGUAUGUAUACCUGUACCAACAACUCCAACUGUUCCAUUAAUAGCAGUUGGGAUGAUAAUGCUACAUUGUGGGAGAGCGAGCACCCGGUCACCAUUUUCCCUGUCCCGGUCCUUAUCGGGGUCACGGUCACCUGUGUUGUCUUCUUCCUUGCAGGAGUCUCCGGGAAUCUAAUGACGAUUCUUGUGGUUACCAAAUACAAGGACAUGCGAACAACCACAAAUCUAUACCUAUCCAGCAUGGCCUUCUCGGACUUACUCAUUUUCCUAUGCAUGCCUUUGGACUUGUACCGCAUCUGGAGGUACCGACCAUGGAAUUUCGGCAAUGCACUAUGUAAACUGUUCCAGUUUAUUAGUGAGUGUUGUACUUACUCGACCAUUCUUAAUAUUACAGCCCUGAGCGUGGAGAGGUACUUCGCGAUUUGCUUUCCCCUCAGGGCGAAAGUAGUAGUAACCAAGGGUCGUGUGCGGGGGGUAAUUCUGUUUCUCUGGACACUGUCUUUCGUCAGUGCAGGACCCGUUGUUGUCCUCGUUGGAGUCGAGCACGAAAAUGGAACUAAUUCACGGGAUACCAAUGAAUGCAAAGCGACAGAAUAUGCCAUCAGGUCAGGACUGUUGACCAUUAUGGUGUGGGUCUCGAGCAUAUUUUUUUUCUUGCCCGUGUUCUGCUUAACUGUUUUGUACAGUCUUAUUGGUCGAAAGCUCUGGAAGAGAAAAAAAGAAACAGCUGGAACGAAUCUAUCAAGUCGAGAUAAAAACAACAGACAAACAGUGAAAAUGUUGGCUGUGGUGGUAUUCGCCUUCGUACUCUGUUGGCUUCCUUUCCACGUCGGCCGCUAUCUGAUCUCCAAAUCGUCCCAAGCUGUAUCACCGAUCAUGUCUCUGAUCACCCAGUACUGCAGCAUCGUCUCCUUUGUGCUAUUUUACCUCAGCGCCGCUAUCAACCCUAUCUUAUACAACAUUAUGUCUAAGAAGUACAGGAUUGCGGCAUGCAGACUCCUCAGCCUCAGACGCGUCCCGCGGAAGCACGCGAGCGCAGCGAAAGGCGAAAGUUCCCCGGGCUUGACUGAGUCCAGUAUUAGUUUGUGACUUCAAUGCUAAACCUCAACAUAAUUUCUUGUGCUGUAAAAUACAUUGUAAUACAGCUUAGCACAUUUUUUCUCGCUUUGAAAGACCUGUUGAUUUUGACCACUAAUUUCAGAAAAAGAAGUAGUGGUUACUUCAGAAUAAAGAUAACUUUUAAAUGGAUGCACAGUGGACAUUGGAGGGGAGGGAAGCGGGUCACGGAACACUGGAAACGAUUUGUCAAUGUCAAACACAUCAUAAACGAUCAGGGAGCAUGUAAGAGGAAUUUAGUGCAUGUAUUUCGUUACCAAUCAUGUACAACUUAAGAGUGUUGUCUUGUUGGUUUUUCAAAUAUUUUAACAAAUGAAUAUAAACUGUAAAAACUGAGGUACAUAGAACAAAAGAACAUCAGCUGCCUUAUAUAACAGAAAUCUGGAGGACAAAAUUAGCACUGUAGAUACAGCAGCGUCUUUUUGCACUCGACAAGGAGAUGCCAAAGUGCUGCCUUUUAUUUUAAAUGUGCCUGAAAUGUCAUCGUCUCUUAACAAGCUUUGCCCAGUUUUUGUUGUGUGCGUGUAACAUGCGCGCGCACGCUCAGGGCUCCGACACAUGCCUACAGAAUCAGCAACGAAAAAAAGCACAAAAGGCUUUUUUUUCGUUCUGUCACGACCAAAAAUCUCACGAUAGCAGUGGCUUGUGAAUAUGACUUACGCCUCACAAAUAACUCGCUUACAAUCGCUGUUGUGUGUGGUAAGAUGAGUUUAGCUCGAGUCUUUUCAUAUUCUUGCACUGUAAAAUUAAAUUUCAUUUCGUUUCAUUUGAGCAUCGCAAACCAAUGAAAUGAUUGCAAAGGAUUGUGUUUAAAACGCCUAUCAACGUCCAACCAAUGUCGAUGU
Messenger RNA from Electrophorus electricus (electric eel), 2350 nucleotides. RefSeq names its product growth hormone secretagogue receptor a (gene ghsra). Gene Ontology annotation, molecular function: growth hormone secretagogue receptor activity. NCBI's taxonomy places the organism in Eukaryota, Metazoa, Chordata, Actinopteri, Gymnotiformes, Gymnotidae. Gene Ontology annotation, cellular component: plasma membrane. Gene Ontology annotation, biological process: G protein-coupled receptor signaling pathway; hormone-mediated signaling pathway. The record is from RefSeq and is a predicted model, not a curated record.